Molecule: messenger RNA, 789 nt
Organism: Caenorhabditis angaria
Lineage: Eukaryota; Metazoa; Nematoda; Chromadorea; Rhabditida; Rhabditidae
Source: the annotation of a GenBank genome assembly
AUGAUAAUUCAUCCAUUAAUAGUACUCGUUUUCUUGAUGUUUCGAAAAUUUCUGAAGUUGUUUAUGGAGCCGUGUGCCAGAAAUAUUGAAGACGAAAACGAAGAAAAAGAUUCUCCGAUAGAAAAACUGCCAGCCGAAAUGCUUGGCUUCAUUUUUUCAAAGGUACGUUUUUAUUUCAUAUUUUAUAUAGUAUUACUGUAGUAUUUUUUGAACUGGGUGAAAAACUUUUUUUGCUAUAUUCCAAAUCAUACUGUUUUUCAGCUUGAAUACGAAGAUGCUCAAAACUUCAAAAACUCGUCAACAUCUUUAUUGAAUGCCUAUAAAUCAGAACGUCGAAUGAUAGAUGGUCCAGAAUGUGAUGCUCAUGUUUAUUACAAAAACAAGGAACUUCGAUUAGUAAUAACAAUCACUCGGAAAGUUCCAUGGACAAGAAUUCUUCCAUGGAAAAGAACAGUCAAAUUGACAAAAACUAUUCCAUUGAAUCAAUGGAAAUAUUUUUUCAAAAAUGCAAAAUGCGAAAAAUUAAUUAUGACUGUAGACGAAGAAAUUCCAUUGGAGAUUUUGAGGAAAAUUUUGUGCUGUAAAUCGAUCAGAGUUUUUAGAUAUUUUGGGAAAUCAAUCAAUCAGAUGACUAUUGAUCUUAUUGCAAAAUAUCAACCUAAAAGUUUUAGAUUCACUGGAAAAGAUUGGAGUUCACAAAAGUUGGAUAUUUCCAAAUAUUCAGUCUUUAUGGUUGAAAAACGAAAACAUAUGAAUGGAUAUGAACACGUUCAUUUAAUGUGGAUAUGA